Molecule: messenger RNA, 3707 nt
Organism: Venturia canescens
Lineage: Eukaryota; Metazoa; Arthropoda; Insecta; Hymenoptera; Ichneumonidae
Gene: Gnptab
Product: N-acetylglucosamine-1-phosphate transferase subunits alpha and beta
Exons: 7
Coding region: 124-2316 (730 amino acids)
Biological process (GO): carbohydrate phosphorylation; N-glycan processing to lysosome
Cellular component (GO): Golgi apparatus
Molecular function (GO): calcium ion binding; UDP-N-acetylglucosamine-lysosomal-enzyme N-acetylglucosaminephosphotransferase activity
Source: RefSeq, a predicted model, not a curated record
UUGCAGAACACACACAUGUCUGACCGUGAUGUGACAGUGUGUAAAAAUGAAAACCGGUGAUUUGAUUAGAUAUUUUUGUGCGAAUCCCGUAUCAACACAGAAAAGAAUUGGUUUUUCGUAGCGAUGACAAUUGCAUCACGUAUUAUAUUUGUUAUAAUGAGCACAUGGAAACUCAUACAACGUCGUUGUUACGACCUUCUUUCUCACAAAUCUUCGUUGCUUAUUGUUCUCGUUGCAUUCACUUGCAUCUUUGUUGGGAUUGUACACUUUGGAGAGGUUUGGCUCGCAUGGAGCAAAGAGAAGUACGAAGCAGUAUUUCAUUCCUUCAAUGACAACAUCCUUGGGACAUCGUUUCAAAAAAAGUUAUGUCAACAUGUACCAAUUGAUGUUGUCUAUACAUGGGUCAAUGGAACGGAUCCAAUUUUUACAGACAAUUUACAAAAAUAUGUUUCUGUAUCGAAUGUGAAUGCUGCAGUAUCCAGAUUUAAUGACAAAGAUGAAUUGAGAUACUCUUUGCGCUCUUUGGAAAUGUAUGCUCCAUGGGUUAGACACGUAUAUAUUGUGACUAAUGGGCAAAUUCCCAGCUGGUUGGAUAUGGAUAAUCCAAGGAUGACUCUCGUCACCCAUGACGAUAUAUUUCCUGAUAAAACGGAUCUUCCUACGUUUUCUAGUCCUGCUAUAGAGAGUCAUAUUCACAGAAUCCCCGGUCUUUCAGAUAAAUUUCUAUACUUUAAUGAUGACGUUUUUUUGGGUCGGGAAAUAUGGCCCGAAGACUUUGUGACUCAAGCCAAUGGUCAGAAAGUCUAUUUGGCUUGGUGGGUACCGGAUUGUUCAGAUGUUUGUCCAUGGGCCUGGGUAGGGGAUGGAGCGUGUGAUCCUGUAUGUAACACAACCAUCUGUGAAUUUGAUGGUGGAGACUGUGAUACAAAUCACAUACCAACAGACAGCGAAGGUUUCGAAGACGAAGUUGAUUAUCCAUACAAACUCUUACAAAAUGAUCAGCUCAAAAGUCACGAAGCCUCAUCUAAACUUGUAGAUAUUUUGAAGAAGAAAAAGAAAACGGGGAGAACCACUUUUCCAAUGAUGGAGAUGACUACGAUGACACUUGGAAUCUCGAGAAAUUUGAAAUCUUUGAACGGAAAAAUGUCUAAUUUCACUAGCACUUAUAGAACCGCGAAAGAAUUUUUUAAAAAUUAUGCUCCUAGCGAGAGUGUGACGAAACGUAAUAAAUUUACGGAUGAAAUCGAAUCCGCAGAGAAACGCUAUCGUAACGACGAUAUAAUAAACAUAGUGCACGUUCAGAAAGAAAAAUACAACAAAAUCAAACCGGUUCAUCAGUUCAAACACAAAUCACGGCGUUUGGACACUUACGCCGAAUCGUUAUUGUACGUCAAUAGAAUUUACAAUACGGCUUACGGGUUUGAGAGACGGAGAGUGCCUGCUCACAUGCCACAUCUUCUCGAUAAAUGGGUUAUCGCUGAAAUGCAAGAAAAAUUUGAUAGCGAAUUUAAAAAAACGUCGUCCCACCGAAUUAGAAGUUCGGAAGAUAUGCAAUUUGCAUUUUCUUACUUUUAUUAUCUCAUUAGUGAAAAACGUAAAGCUACUGUUGGCGAAAUAUUCGAGACGUUUGAUACCGACAAAUCGGGAACUUGGUCCGAUGGAGAAAUUAGAACACUGCUGACGAGAAUGUACAGUCUCCCGUUGGAUUAUAGUUACGUCACUGAAUUCGAGAGUGUCAUAACGAAUUGUUCAAGUCAAAUAGAGCUCGUCGUAAUACCGGAUCCGCCAUCGGGAGAACGAUAUUUGGACUCUACACUUCCGACUGUUUCGAAAGAACUGAUAAUAAAAUGUCAACCAAUUGCAAACAGACUUCUCAAAAAGUUUAGCGAUCGCAGACGUUACAGUCAUGAAAUUGUAAAAGCGAUAAAAAAUGAAAUUUUUGAGAUGUUGACGAGCAACAUUUCGGCUACAGUACAAAUUUUGGACGAAAUUCGCCGGGAACCAAAAAAAUUUAUAUGCCUCAACGACGAUAUGGAUCCAACGAGACGUGCCGAGAACGAAGUGAUCCGUGCACUUCUCCAUGACUUUUAUCGCUCGCUCUAUCCGUUGAGAAGUAGUUUCGAACUUCCGAUACAAUACAGAAAUCGUUUUUCGCACCGUCACGAACUUUUUGAAUGGCGAGCCGGUCGUAUGAGAGCGCGGAAUAUUCUAAUACUCUUCAUAGCUCUUCUACUUUUCAUUACGUUAUAUCACGUAUUUUAUAAUCAAAUGCGACGAUUGUUUCGCGUACGUUCGUUGCCAACUCUGCUCGUAUAACAACAUAUACAAAAGCUCAAUCUCAUUUACUUUUAUGGGUUUUUCAACGAAGGCAAAAAUCUAUAUGCAAAACAACAUACGAUGUUUGCUGUUUUCAACUUUUACGUCAGUUAAUAAUAAUUCUACAUUAUAUUGAUCUCGAACAAUCCUCAUGUAUGCUCAAAACAUAUUAGUAAUACGAAUAUUUGCUGUUUUAGAAUAGUUGGUUUGAGGUACAUAGAUUUCAUUUACAGAGGAUAUAAUUUUGCAUACAGGUUUUUGUCACAGGAGCUGAUAAUUUCUGAAAAUGCGUUUAUUAUCACUAAGGAAAACCCUAAACAUUCUAUAAUAUCAAUAGGAUUACUAUAAUUUUUGAAGAAUCAUGCAUUUCUGGGAAUGAAGAAACAGCAAAAACUGGAAAAGUCAUUUAAAUUGUGUUGAGUGUUGCGAGUCGACCUGUAUCAAGAAUAUUUCGAAAGCUCGACUUUGUUGGAAUAUUUCCCCACAAAUCUUUUGUGAUAAUGGUUCGUAAAAUGUUGUGAUGCAUAUUUAAUUAAACCAUAAUUUUUAUUUGUAUCCAAAGUGAUAUGAUUAUGAAAACAGGGCUCAAGUGUUGUAGGGAUUGUACAAUAUUUAAAGACACUAUUAAUUUUUUUUUACCAUGACAUUGUGACUGUUGUACCGACGAAAAGUCGUAUCUAUUCUCCAUUUGUCUCGAGUCUCAAUCUAGACGUUAGCGUACGUAAAUCUACUGGCAAAAGGUUAAGUGCAAAUUUUACAAAUACUAGUCACAUAAAGCCCGAGUACCCUGUACAUAUCGGUGAAUCAAAAUAUCAAAUGAUGUUGAAGUUUGCAUCGUUAACUAGAAAUGACGAUUUCUAUUUGUACGUAUAAUGGACAAUAUUUCAUCAACUUGAUGUAAUGUUAGCUCAUCUCACAUUUAUUAUGAGUUAUACAGAAGAAGAAUUUGGGGCAGUUCUCAUGUGAAUGGUCUUAAGUUGUAAAAAAAAUGUUUAAGUUUGAGCUUAUAAAUUUUAAACGCUCAUAGUUUAUUGAAAUUAUCAUGAACUCGAAUCAUUGUUAUUUUUGGCAACUGAUUUUAGAGAAAUCAGUAUCAAAGGCCAUUUCUAAAUGUGAAUAUGAGCUUUACGAUUAUGUCGAAAUACUACGUUUAUCUUAGGCACUGUGAUUGAUUCUGAUCACGUGAAGUGCUUGGCAGUAUAAUUUUUUAUUCGGAGACGUUGAAUUCAUAUGCAAAAUAUUUGGAAAGGUUUAAAAUAAUCGACUGUUGAAGAUGUUGUGGGUGAACUGUAUAAUUUGUCUUCUGUACCGUAAAUUAACCAAAUUUCCUGAUCGAUAAUGAAGUUGUGAUUCUCACACAAAGUUGACGAUUAAAUACUACGAAAGUGUUA